CGACACUUCGCUCUACCACCAGACGGAAAUCAUUUAGGUAAUUAACUUUGGUCAGCAGAAAUACAAUAACAACAACCAUGGAAAUGGAUAAAGAGGAAGGAGAAAUGAGUGAUGAUCCGAUGUUAGGGGAUGAAGAUAAUGAUUGUAUUCCAGAAGAAGACGUAAAGCCAACAUUGCUUUAUAAGGCAGAAAAGGAAGGAUUAAUCAUCACACAACUAGAAAAAAUUGACGCAAAGAAGUUAGAAGAGAGAGCAAAAAGAUUUGGGUUGAAUCUCUCUGGAAACAGAGUAGUAACACAAAAACAAAUUGAUGAGCUGUACCGUAAUUUUGGAAUAGAAAGUGGGAAUGAACGACAUUUUCGCUUUGAUGCACUACAUUUAAAUGGAGUUGCUGGACUUAAGGAAAAAGAUAUAUUUGAGUACCUUGCGGAUUAUAAACCAGUCAGCCUUGAAUGGAUUGAUGACAAUUCUUGUAACAUAGUUUGUCAAGAUCAUAUAUCAGCUGCAUUGGCAUUGUUAGUACAUUCACGGGAAAUAAAAAAUGAAGAUUUAAAAGAUAUGCUCAAGAAAUCGUCACAUCACUGGAGGGAAGGUGUUCCACACCCUAAAAAAGACCUGAUAUUGAUGCGUUUUGCUACUAAUGGAGAUAAGAAAUUGCCAAAAAAGGUACCAGAAAGGAAAGCACCAGAAGGGUAUUAUGAUGAAAUUUUGGAUCCACCAACUAAAAAUCCCUGGGGAGAUUUAUGUAAAUCUUGGGGUGUAUAUGACAAUCAGGAAAUUAUUCAGCGCAGAUUAUCCAAAAAUGAUUAUGAAGAUGAAAUAGAGGAACCAGUGCCGAAAGUACAAAUCAGAAAUAAGAGACUAGCCAUGCGCCUCGGCAAAAGACAUCAUAACAAUGUUGAAGAUCAGGAUGAAGAUAGUGAUUCAGAUACUGAAUGGAAAAAGAAGUCAAAAGCGCCUAGAAUGAGAAUGCAUGCUGAUGACGAAGAAUCUAAGCAGAAUAAGAAAAGACAAGCUAUGGAACUGACUAAAGCUAUUGCCGAUAAAGAUGUUUAUGCUCCCCUGUCUAUAGAAGUCGUAAAUUCUAAAAGUAAUUAUACACCAAGAGAAUCAGUACUGUUGUCAGAUAAAUUCAAGUACCACAAUAAAACAACUACAAAUAAAGCUAGGAACAAUGUUCAGUCAAGAUUAGGUGUAAAAAUUUUGCGUGAAGAUGUACCAUCAUCAAGUGACGAGUACUCAUACUCUUCUGAUGAAUCUGAUCACAACACAAUGAGUAGAGUUCAAAAAAUAUCUACUGCAAAGAGUUCCAGUGUAUGGUCAAGACUAGAUUCAAAGCCUACCACUACAAGUGAUCGCAAUGAUUUGAGGCAGAUGCUAAAGUCAAAAAAGCAAUCUUCUACUAAGACAGAUGAUUUAAGAGAUAGAAUUAGUAAAUACAAAAGAGCACCUUUAAGGAUUGAAAUAGACAAUAAAUAGGGAAUUAUCAUUUACGUAAAUUGUUGGAAUGAUUGGCGAGAUCAUGAUGGCCACGCGAAUACUGGUUCGGAUAACUGGAGAGGAUGAGGGAGUAGAGUUGGGCCCUUCUCGAGAGCAUUCUCCGGUUCUACAUAUGGGAAAUAUUCUCGAGCAAGAAUGUUUCCCAUACAAAACGGAGAAUGCUCUCAAGAACGUCACAACUCUAUGACUAUGAGGGAGGGAUGCCCUUGCAUUCUAGCAUUCUUUUCCUGACACCUGACAUUCAAACUGGAUGUUCCUGUUGGCGUCUUUCAAGCCUCAAAGGACCAUUCCUUCGAGGCUUGAAUGGCGCUACGCAGGAAUGCAGUCUUUCUGGAAGUGGUUAUCUUGAAAGUAGUUCUGAUGUUGUAUUCCUUCAGGCAGCUACUUUAAAGAGAAUCACCCACAGAAAGAGAUGCAAAAUUAUUAUUACGUCCAUCAAGGUCAUAUUUUGCGCGUCACAAGUCCCUGCACGUUGCGUUGAAUGUGCCUAAAGGGGCCCACUAAUUAACAGUCCGCCGGACGGUAUCGGUCUGUUAGUUAGAACAAAAUUUUGACAGUUCCCAACAACUGACAGGCCGAUACCGUCGGGCGGACUGUUAAUCAGUGGGCCCCUUAAAGAUCCUUGGCCGGGUGUAUAACAAAACAAAAUAAACUGUAAUGGCCUGAUAAUGCCCCACAUAAAUCAUUUGUCCUUCUCGCGCUUGGAUAGUUGCUGGUAGAGUAGAGGAUGGAUGCUGAAAUGUUGGACAUCAUAACCACAAUCAUGCCAGUUACUCACUUUGCUUACUGUUAUCUUAUCAUUAUAACCUUGUGAAGAAAGGUGUUCUAUGGAGUUAAAGAUCAUCCUCUUUGGAGAGCUGAACCAGCAUAGUUUUAGUUAAUCGGAAUAAUUCUACUGCAGGUGUAUUUUAAUUAUGAAAUUACAAUUAGUUUAAUCUUUAGGUUACUUGUUUACCUCGUGUUUUGUGUCAGUCUUAUUCUAUUGAAUAUCUGACUUUUUAAUUCUUAAUUGAUUACAUCAUAAAUCAAAUGUAGGUGUAUUAUUGUCAUAAUAAAUCUUUUUUUACUGAAGUAAAUUCUUAUGAAUUUUAUGAUCAAUGUUUUGCAAGUGCAAGCUAGAGCCAAAAUAAAAGAGAUAAUGUAGUAAAUAAAUCUUUAUUUUGCAUAUUUGAAGGAUAAGUGCACUGAUACAAACAGAAUGUUAAUAAUUAAGGAUAAUAAAAACGUGACCAUCUCA
Cydia splendana is the source of this 2736-nucleotide messenger RNA. RefSeq names its product nuclear cap-binding protein subunit 3-like. Gene Ontology annotation, cellular component: nucleus. Gene Ontology annotation, molecular function: RNA 7-methylguanosine cap binding; mRNA binding. Lineage: Eukaryota; Metazoa; Arthropoda; Insecta; Lepidoptera; Tortricidae. The record is from RefSeq and is a predicted model, not a curated record. The coding region runs from base 78 to 1478 and encodes 466 amino acids. The transcript has 3 exons.